UCGAAACGUACAUCUGGCGGAACGUACAUGAUCAAAUUCAUUGUAUUUUUUUCGCUUUGUUGAAAGUACUUAUUAUACAUUUCGGUGUACUCACGCGCGAUAUAGAUAAGAGAUAAACGGAACAUUAUGAUUCGGAAGAGCACAAUUAAUCGCACGAUAGAAGUUGUGUUCACUUUGUUCGGAAUAUGGCCAAAUAGUAUGUGCACUCCGAUUUGCAGAAUAUUUUGGAUCAUCACAAUAAUAAUUGUUCAAUUUUUACACUAUCGGUAUCUUCAAAUACAUCUCCAUUCCGACGAUCUUUUCAAUUUGAUGGAUUGCCUGAGCAGCUUCCUAGCAUAUAUGAAAGUGAUGACCAAGUUUGUUGUGUUCUGGAUAAAUCAGCGAAAAUUCACUAAAACCUUGGAAAUGAUGACGGAAGACUGGGACAGUUGCGUCAACAACGAGAUGAAUAUGCAUGAGACGAUACGCAAGGCGAAAUUAUCGAAUCGCAUCACCAACGCGAUGAUAAUUCUUCACACGUUAAGCGCCGUUGCGUACAGCACACGCAUCAUUCUGGCCGAUGUCGAUAUUAAUGAUCGCACGUCCAAGCCGCCCUACAUCCACAAAGUGGAAUUUCCCUUCGACGUGAACACACAAAGAACGUAUAAAAUGAUCCUAAUCGUGCAAACUGUGUACGUCGUCAUGUGCAGCUGGGCUGCUGGUGCUGUAAAUGCUUUGCUUUUAACAUUGGUUUUACAUGUAGGCGGACAAAUGGAUAUUCUGCGCGGCUGGCUGAUGAAUUUCGCACCCAAGGAGAGCGGAAAGAAGCACGAAUCAAUUACACCGGAUAAAAUUGUCCAGAAACAUCAAAAGAUUAUUAACUUCUCGAAGAACGUCGAAAAAUUAUAUACGCACAUCGCGUUGCUGCAGUUUGCGUCUAACACGAUAAUGAUUUGCUCACUGGCAUUUCUCAUAGUAAGCGCGAUAGGCACACCCGAUGCGACAGAGCAGAUAAUAAGAUCUCUCCUAUUUUACGCCAUAACGAAUCUGGAAGCGUUUGUAUUCUGCUUCGCUGGAGAAUAUCUAAACAACAAGAGUAAAGCGAUCGGAAACGCAGCGUACAGUACCACAUGGUACAAUUUGAAACCUGAGGACUGUCGUAUCUUAUCAUUUAUAAUAUUAAGAUCGCAAAAGCAACUGACGCUUACCGUUGGAAAAAUGGCGGAUCUCUCUUUAGAAUAUUUUGCAAGUGUAAGAAUUAUGCGCGUACCAACUUUUAACUUACUAAUUUCGCACACUGUUUGCAUAUAUCUACAUAAUAUUUGCUAUAAAAUAUUCACUGUUCUCUUUCUUAGAAUUGGCUCACUUAUGCAUUUUUGUCUGUAACUAAUUUCGAACUUUUGCGAUAUGAUUUAAAGUGCACCUGUUUGCAAUAAUUUUACAUAUUAAUCUGCUAUAAACUGAUAAUUACCUACGUAUAGUGAUAACUUUUACUUUUAAUACAAAGAAUGACGUUGUUGUAGAUCAUGAAUGCUUCUGGAUCGUAUUUGUCGGUGAUGUUAGCGAUGCAAUGAACAUCAACAUCUAUCUCGUCGAUCUUCUCAAUGGAUACUUGUUAAACACACGUCAAAUAAUAUGUAGAUAGAGAAACACACGUUGCAAUGCAAGUUAUUUUCCAAAUAUAUUUCAGGUAAUUUGAAGUGCAUGAUGAGCAAAAUUUUAACUACGACCUGAAACUCCGAAAUAUUAUGUACACAUAGUUGUAGUUAGGCAAAGCAGAUUCGAAGCUCGAUACUUUUCAAAUAAAUAUUUCUUCAGUAUUGACGCUGUUAAA
Messenger RNA from Vollenhovia emeryi, 1813 nucleotides. RefSeq names its product odorant receptor 13a-like. The record is from RefSeq and is a predicted model, not a curated record. NCBI's taxonomy places the organism in Eukaryota, Metazoa, Arthropoda, Insecta, Hymenoptera, Formicidae. Gene Ontology annotation, biological process: detection of chemical stimulus involved in sensory perception of smell; sensory perception of smell. The coding region runs from base 127 to 1365 and encodes 412 amino acids. Gene Ontology annotation, molecular function: odorant binding; olfactory receptor activity. The transcript has 5 exons. Gene Ontology annotation, cellular component: plasma membrane.